AUGCACCUCCUGCUACCUACCGUACUCCUACCUACAGUACUCCUCUUGAUCUACACCCAACCCACUCAACAAUGCGCCACCAACGGCCUAUGCGGCUACCAACCGACAUGCGGCGCGUACGCGCCGCAACCCCCGCCCAGUUGCUCAUGUCAACGUAGCUACGGUUGCGGCAGCUACGGUUGCUACCGUAUGCGCGCGCGCGGCUCCAAAUCCUAUCAACCGAAGCGGCAGCGAGGACCGCGCGUGAGCUCUGAGAGCUCCGCGAGCAGCUCACGCGAAGACCGCGAGGUCUUGCGCCAACGAUUGGCUAUGGAUCGAGUGAGGCGGAAGGAGCGGUUGAGCGAGGCGGAAGAGAUUCUCCUUGUUGCGCCGAGUGUGGCCCGAAACAGACGUAUGGAUGGACCUGUGGUGAGUUAGGCCAGAUUUCAGGCUGAAAUUUGGGCUCGUCUUAAAAUUUGACGAAUUUUGACACCAAACACGGUAUAUCUAGGCUAUGACGUGGCAUUUUCAGUGAUUUUUCAGCCUGAAAUUAACAAAUUUCAGACCCUGUUUUUUGCAGAACCCGGAUCGCGCAUUCUACGAAUGCUGUUUGGACCGAAAAUUGCCGGAUGCCUGCCUUCAAAAAUGCCAAUUUUCUACUUUCACUAAGCAAGCGGUAAGUCUUAAGGUUCUUAAAGUUCUUGAGGAGCUCCAGAAUUUACCCUAACAUCCUUAAGGUCAUUAAGAACUUUAGCAGCUUUCUUCAGCUUGUUAGAACCUACCUUAACUUUCCUAAUGCCCUUAAGAAGCAAAAAGCCUCUUUAAGCUUCUUAGAACCUAGCUUAUUCCCCUUAAGGUCCUCAAGAACCUUAGAAGCUUUCUGAACUUACUUUAACAUCAUAAAGAUUUUCAGAAACCCUAAAAACUUUUUUUUUAAUUUACCAAGGUUCUUAAAAAUCUUAGAAGCUUACUAAAAGCAUUUAAAAUUUACCUUAACUUUUCCAAUGCCCUUAAGAACUGAAGAAGCCUCCCUAAGCUUUCUAGAACUUACCUUAACCUAAUUAAAAUCCUUAAGGAUCUUAGAAGCAUCUUUAGGCUUUCUAAAACUAACCUUAACAUCCUAAAGGUCCCAAGAUAAUUCUAAAAAAUUGCUAAACUAAUCUUCUAAAAAUUAAGUCUCUAAGAGCAUUAGAUAUUUUCUAGAAGUGUCUAGAGUUCCUUAAGGAAGGCUUUAGGCUUUCUAAAAGCUACCUUAACUUUUUAAGGCUACUUGAGCAUUAUCAAGGUACUUAGAAAUAUUCUUAACCUAAUUGAGAUCCUCAAGAAUCUUAGAAGCUUCUUAAAGGCUUUUGAAAGUUACCCUAACUUUUCUGAAAUUUCUAAGAACUUUCUGAAAAUCCAUAAAAUUUACCUUAAGCUCGUUAAAUUUCUCAAAAACCAUAACAGUUUUGUUAAAAUCCUUAAUAUGCUUUUUAGCCUAAUUAAGCUUCUCAAAAGUUACCUUAACUUCCCUAAAGUCUCUAAGAACCUUAGAAGCUUCCUGAAGGUCCUUGAAAGCUACCUUAACCUUCUUAGAUUCUUGGAGGCUUCCAGAAGCCUUCAGAAGCCUUCAGAAGCCUCCAGAAGGCUCCAAAAGCCUCCAGAAGCCUCCAGACUCCCAAAUUUUCCAGCUCACCGCCAUGUACUUCAAACAAGACGCUUGCCCACUCGCCGCAAUGUCCGAAAUGCAAUUCUGCGCGGCUCAAGGCCGCGAUCAUCGCGCGUGUUGCGCGCGAAACGGCGUGACAACGACUUUGGCCGGCGAAAAAUGUCUGAAUUUCUGCGAUCAGCGAUUGGGACAUCCACAACAGUUGGAUAUGUCAUUUGUGCCGUGUUUUGAUCGAUUCGAGUCGAUGAAGAGCUGCUUUUGGCACGAUUUGACUAGGUAUUAUAAGGCUUAG
Messenger RNA from Caenorhabditis angaria, 1919 nucleotides. The record is from the annotation of a GenBank genome assembly. Lineage: Eukaryota; Metazoa; Nematoda; Chromadorea; Rhabditida; Rhabditidae.